UGUUACUCAUACUCUAGGAUGGCUGAAGAAGAAGAUAUAAUGGAAGAUGCAUUGACUUGUGGGAUCUGCUCUGAGGAAUACCAAGCUGGUACCCGGGAGCCCGUCACAUUACACUGUGGUCACACCUUCUGCCGGCACUGCCUUCUCACUCUGGAGAAACCAGGAGGUCUGCCCUGUCCUGCCUGCCGUAAGCUUCACGCCGCAGCCACAGUCUCCUGUCUUCCUCCCAGCUACACUAUACUCGCUGUCCUUGACACUUACUCCACUACUACCCAGGUUAAGGAGUGUGUUAAUCACAAGGAGCCGCUGGGGUACUGGUGCCGGGAGUGUGAGAGACUUGCAUGUGGUUUAUGCAUCUUCGAGAGUCAUAAAGAUGACAACCACACCAUUAUAUCAUCAAGAGUCAUCCUCCAAGAGAAGAAACAAUGGCUGCAAGAGGAAACCAGUAAGCUUAGUAAAAUGUUAGAAGCUCAGCUUGUGAUUAGUGUUAGAAAGUCGGUUAGCGAUUUACUCAGCUUGUUACAGAAAAACUUCAAAGUAACCAAAAUUCAGGAAGAAGCUAUUUCUAACUCUGCACUACUAAAGAAGACAACUAGCAUGGAGAUGAUGUUACAGUGUGAGACUAAACACAGGCGACUUACUGAUGCUUGCCAAAACACUGAUCUGGGUCAUGGAUCACUUGAGUCGGUGGAAGCCAGCUUUCCUGUGAAUUUACCAGCUCAGAUCCCAGGAACUCAAGCCACAAAUACCUCUAAACCUUAUCCAGUGACAUGUAGUGUCCAAUAUGGGGACGGCCGUUGGGCACGACUAGCUUGGGAUGAUGAUGAUCUUCUGUUAUUCUCCUUCUCCACUCAGAAUUUGGAGACCCACUUCACCUUGCAUUGGUCUGCGUUUUCAGUACUGGGGUCGGUGAUGCUAAGGCCGGUAUUCCUGGACCUAAUGGCUGGCGUAAAGUUUCUUGGGCGAGUCACAAUCAAGCUCUGGUCCCACCUGCGUCGAGCCCAACACUUCAUGGGACUCUGUCUAGGCAUCUGGGGAGCAACCUUCAAAGACACCACCUUCUCUCGGGUACAUGAGACUCAGUUCUGUAAGUUCCUCAUAGGAGGGACCUACAGACCAAGAGGGGGCGGCUCUCCCAGCACUGCAGGACUGAUGGAAAACUUAGAAUGGGAUGGACAGUAUGCCGGGGAGGACAUUGAAGGGCAGAUCGUGGCAUUCGGUGGUGGUCAUACCCAUUUGGAUUCUGUGUUUGGUAUCUGUGUAACGGCGAAAUCCAAAGGAGGUCGUAGCCGUUGCCCCUUUGGAAAUGUGGUUUCUGGUAUGGAAGUCUUGAAACAAGCUGCUACCUACGUCCCAUCCUCACAGAUCUCCAUAGUCCAAUGUGGAGUCAUCUUCAGUCAUGAUGAGUUGAAGGACAUUUUAAUUUGAUAAUUAUAAAUGACAGCGAAGCGUUUUCAGAUUUACAGAAAAUAGUUUGAGUCCUUGAAUUUGGCCAGAUUCAAGAAUUUAAAGAUAAUUCCUCCAUAUAUUUAAAAACAUAUAUUGACAAAAUUAUCCCUAACGACAAUUUCAAUUAAGAAUAGUCACGACUUUGGGUUGAUGAAGACAAAACGUAUAAAACUGGCUAAUAAAACUAUUGAAAAGUUAAUUAGUUAUAUUCAUAGUUACAUAAAACGAAGAUGUUGAAAUAAAACUAAAAAUAUUAAUAAAUUUAGUUGCUUAUUAAUAAUUUAAUAAUUCUAAAAUAAUAGUAAAAAAAUAAUUUUUGACUUCAGUUACUGAUCCAGUCCACAGUACCAGUGUUAAUUGUUGAGGCAAGAAAUGAUGGCAUCUUGUGUACCGAAAGAAUACCACCUCGGUAAGAAAGCUAGUGUCAGCGAGGACUGUUGAAUGUUACACUGUUAUGAAGUUCAGUAGAUGUUCCCUGUAGACUACACGAAGGUCACAACUUUUAAUUGGUAUACAUGCACUAAAAUGGAAAAAACAGUAAUUUCAUAGGUUUUUUUACCAUAAAAAAAAUGAUACUCUCAUAUAGUGCCUGUCCUGACCUAUGCCGUUUUUCAAAGUUGUCAAUAUGUAUGUAUGUAUAUGUAUGUAUAUAUAUAUAUAUAUAUAUAUAUAUAUAUAUAUAUAUAUAUAUAUAUAUAUAUAUAUAUAUAUAUAUAUAUAUAUCUAUAAAUAAAUAUAAUUAUAUAUAUGCAUGUCUAAGUAACCUUUUUGUCUCAUAUACCUAUAAUAUUAAUUUGAAGAAUUUAUAAAUGUUAAGAUACUGCA
Molecule: messenger RNA, 2274 nt
Organism: Cherax quadricarinatus
Lineage: Eukaryota; Metazoa; Arthropoda; Malacostraca; Decapoda; Parastacidae
Source: RefSeq, a predicted model, not a curated record